This is a messenger RNA of Spinacia oleracea (spinach), 906 nucleotides long. RefSeq names its product glutathione S-transferase T3-like. The record is from RefSeq and is a predicted model, not a curated record. Bases 1 to 906 code for a protein of 301 amino acids. NCBI's taxonomy places the organism in Eukaryota, Viridiplantae, Streptophyta, Magnoliopsida, Caryophyllales, Amaranthaceae. The transcript has 3 exons.
AUGGAGGAGAGGCUUGGAGACAGAGAAAAAGUGGCAGCAGUACUAGAGGGGCGGCAGCGGGGAAAGAGUGAUGUUCAUGGUGGAGAAUUUUUUGGGGUGCAAUGCUGGAGAAAUAGCCAGGAAAAGAGGCCAGAUUAUAAUCUUCGUCCUUUAAAUUUAACUGAAUCCUUUAUAAAUCACGAAAAUAUAAGAAGGGAUAGCGUUGGAGGCUCAAGUAUGCAAGAAGAGUCUCUAACUCCUAGGUUAGGUGCUGAAUCUCAAUCUUCUCAAAAUGGAGCCGACUCAGAGGAGACCAGUAAUCAAGCCAACAACAAAAAAAUUAAGUUGAAGUGCAGCCAUAUAAAAGAUGUUGAUUUAUGUAAAAGUUGGAUUACCAUUUCGAAGGAUCCAAUAAAAGGAAACGACCAAACUAAGGAAUUGUAUUGGAAGAAUAUCGUUGAAUACUACAACACGUGGAAACGAGAAGAUCCAGUUGUACCCGUUGAUAAAGCUUCUAACCACUGGUUCAAAAUGAGUGUUGAUGUUAAUAGGUUUAAUAGAUGCUACAUAAUGGUAAAAGAUCGUCAUACGAGCGGCCAUAAUGAAGAUGAUGUUAUUAACAAGGCGUUGGAGCUUUAUACAAGUCGUAAUGAAAAGAAAAAUAAAAGUUUUCUUAUCUACAUGCUUGGUCAGAAGACAGCUAAAGAAGCAGAAAGAAACAGGAUCCAUAAGAAGGAUGAUGAAAUUGUUUCUGAUACAUGGACUAAAUUUGAAGACUUAGCUAACAAGAGACUAUCACUAAUAGAGGACCACAUCCGCCAAAGUGAUUACGAGUUAUUAUGCAAGGAUACUUCGAACAUGGAUGAACGAGUUAUGAAAAAUCAACAAGUAUGUGAAAGGUUAAGAGCGAAGUAUGGAAUGUCUUAA